Messenger RNA from Rhineura floridana, 1011 nucleotides. Its product is annotated as olfactory receptor 10G4-like. Gene Ontology annotation, molecular function: olfactory receptor activity; G protein-coupled receptor activity. The coding region runs from base 1 to 1011 and encodes 336 amino acids. NCBI's taxonomy places the organism in Eukaryota, Metazoa, Chordata, Lepidosauria, Squamata, Rhineuridae. The transcript has a single exon. Gene Ontology annotation, biological process: G protein-coupled receptor signaling pathway. Gene Ontology annotation, cellular component: membrane. The record is from RefSeq and is a predicted model, not a curated record.
AUGGAUCAGAGCAGGAACUGGAGGAUGGCAACUGAGCUCAUCUCAGUGGGCUUCACACAAACUGACUGGGUAGCCAGUCACAACUGGACUACUGUAUCUGAAUUCAUCCUGAUGGGCCUUCCCCAUGCGCCAGAGAUGGGCACCCUGCUCUUUUUGCUGUUCUUGGUCAUCUACCUCAUUACUAUAAUGGGGAACUCUCUAGUCUUGGUGGCCAUCUGGGUCGACCCACUUCUUCACAAGCCAAUGUACUUCUUUUUAAGCAACCUCUCCUUCCUUGACUUCUGGUUCUCCACAGUUACCCUUCCUAAGAUGCUCCAGGGCUUCCUAGAACCUCAUGGCACAGUCAUUUCCUUCAUGGGCUGCCUCGUUCAGCUAUAUUUCUCCCAGCUGUUGGGAAGCACUGAGUGUUUCCUCUACACAAUCAUGUCCUAUGACCGGUAUUUGGCAAUCUGCCACCCACUCCACUACAGCUCCAUCAUGGACAGGAUGAUGACCGUUCGUCUGGCCAUUGUCACAUGGGUAAUGGGUUUCUUUCAUUCUCUUCUGCAUACAUCCUUGACAUUCCACCUAACCUACUGUGGACCUUGGAAGAUUGAUCAUUUCUUCUGUGAUCCAACCCCUCUCUUGGAGAUUGCAUGCACAAAUACCUCCAUCAAUGAAGCCAUGAUCUUCUUCAGUAUUGGCGUUGUGGCCCUGGUCUGCCUCCUCCUCAUUCUGCUUUCCUACGGGAGCAUCUUGAGGGUCAUCUUGAAGCUUGGCAAUGCGGAGAGGAGGUACAAUGCAUUUUCCACUUGUGCUUCCCAUUUCACAGCUGUGGCUUGCUUCUACAUCCCUUGUGUCAUCACCUACAUGCGUCCCCACUCAAAAAGCACCCUAGAUAGGAUUGUGUCUAUUUUUUAUACCAUCCUCACCCCUUUGCUGAACCCACUGAUCUACACUCUGAGGAACAAGGAGAUGAAGGCAGCUCUGCAUAGGCUGAGGCACAGGGCAAAAUGUGCACCUGGUAAAUAA